Penicillium olsonii is the source of this 1731-nucleotide messenger RNA. Lineage: Eukaryota; Fungi; Ascomycota; Eurotiomycetes; Eurotiales; Aspergillaceae. The record is from the annotation of a GenBank genome assembly.
AUGCCUUCUCCACCACCGUCAAACACAAAAACACGCCCCUCGGCACUCGCUUGCAUCGGGUGUAGAAAACAUCAUCUCAAAUGUGAUGGCCAAAAGCCUUCAUGCGCCAGAUGCAUUUCUGCGCAUACGGCAUGUCUGUAUCUUCCCUCGCGUCGAGGCGCAAAAAGGAAAUAUGAAAAUGUCUCUCACGAUCUGCCAGCUGUAGAUGCUGGCACAUUGCCUUCCCCGCCACAGUCUGGCCAAACUGUUACGAAUGGACGUACAUUUCAACAAGCCAUGGACACGAUUAUCCCCGAUGGCAUUCACACGCCGCAGUCAGACCCGCCUGUAUCUAUAGUUCCAGCGGGUCGACUAGUGCGCCUUUACUAUGAGCAUUUCCACUCCGCACAUCCGAUACUCGUCCCGUCAUCGAUAUAUGAAAGCUAUAAUUAUCCGCCUUACGUCCACCAAGUCGUCAAAUUUAUCGGGAGCCACUACUCCGUGGUACUUGACAAUGACGUGCUGUACGAAAGCACCCAGUCUUUGCUAAGUAGCACUUCAGAUCGAACGCCGCACAUGGUACAGGCUCUGUUACUCUACUCAAUCAUCAUGUGGUCCCGCAAUCAGACCAGUGAGGCCGAGUCCUCGCUCACCAAAGCGAUUGAUAUUGCACUGGAGCUUGGGAUGCACCGGGAGAGCUUCGUGGCCACAGCCUCUGAAGGCAAGCCGCAUGAGGCUGAAAGCAUGCGGCGAACAUGGUGGAGUCUCUUCAUUUGGGAAAUCUACAUUGGUACUCUCCUUCCGAGCACCAAUCUGCAAUGCAGCGACAUAUACUCCGACGUCUGCUUGCCAUGCGAAGAGUCAGACUACACAUCACUCCAGACGACUUCGCAAUCUCGAAGUCUGGCGUCUUUCAGGGCAAGGAUAUUUACAGAAGAUGAGGGGAUAGGUCAAUAUUCCUCAUUCGCCUACAGCAUCGAAGCUGCUUGCAUUCUCGCACGUGUUGUGGUGCUCAACGACCUUCCCGAGACGCAUCAUGAUCACUUACAGGCCGUUUCAAAUACCAUCGUCAGCUGGAUGAAUCACCUCCCACCACAGAAGAUCGAAAUCGUGGACAUGUACGGGAACUUCGAUGAGAUGCUAUUCCAAGCUCAUUGCACAAUCCAUUACGCCACCAUGCUGUUACACUUGCCUCGAAGCAAUAUUCGACCGAGAUUUCCAAACUCAAUGUUCUCAAUAUGCCCAGUGGCUCCAUAUCGCCUCUCUCCUUCCCUUACUCGGCAUGUCCACGACGUGAAAACCAUCGAGGCUUCCAAGAAUUUAUCUAAUCUGCUAUCAGUCCGCUCGAGUGCACAGGGUUAUAGCCCUACUAUUGUCUUCGCCUCGAUGCUCUGUGGUCUGGUUCAGCUCGCGGCAAACGAAAUGCAUGGAUCCGAAUGUUUCGACCAUCACCAAAAUCGGGUGGUCCUCGUACUUGGAUGUCUCAAAUUGUUGAGAGAGAAGUGGCGUCUGGCCCAAAAAGCACAUGAUCAUCUUAAGAAUGUCGCCGCUCAAACAGUCACAUAUCCGGCUCAUCACUCGCCGAUUCCGACGAAGAGGCCCGACAAGCCCCUUGGAGAUGAAGGCUCAAACGUCAAUUUUGAUCAAGGCCUCUCCUAUCUACCAGAGGAUUUCAGUGAUUUGAAUAAUCAAAUCUCUUCGACGCUUUUGUCGGAAUUUAUUGACCCCACCUGCGGGGGAUCAUUUCUUUGA